Molecule: messenger RNA, 2223 nt
Organism: Aspergillus pseudoviridinutans
Lineage: Eukaryota; Fungi; Ascomycota; Eurotiomycetes; Eurotiales; Aspergillaceae
Exons: 3
Coding region: 1-2223 (740 amino acids)
Molecular function (GO): N,N-dimethylaniline monooxygenase activity; NADP binding; flavin adenine dinucleotide binding
Source: RefSeq, a predicted model, not a curated record
AUGGCCAAGUCGGUCUGUAUCGUGGGUGCUGGUCCAGCCGGCCUUGUGGCAGCUAAGAAUCUCCUCAAUGGUGCACCACAAGGAUUUUUCAAAGUAGUCAUAUUUGAGGCUCAAAAAGACCUUGGAGGGCUGUGGCCAACUUCGCGAGAUGACACGGAACGUCAAAUCCACCCGCUUAUGUUCACGAACGGCAGUAAACACACUGUUGCCUUCAGUGACUUGUGUUGGGAAGAUGAGCACAUCUCUCAGUUUCCUAGAGCGUACAACGUCGGUCAAUACUUACGUCGAUAUCAUGAUCGCUAUCUCGACGGAAAUCCCAAUUUUGAGCUUCGAUUAAACAGCCGCGUCAUCCGAACAGAAACAUCGCCAGAUGUUUCUGGUCCGUGGAGCGUCUCGUUCAGAUCUAGCACUGGGACAAAUUUGGAAAUAUUCGACUAUUUGAUUGUGGCCUCAGGUUUCUUUGGCCAGCCCAUCACUCCUCCAUGCUUUGAAAGGACCAAAACUACAGGAAUUCCCGUUUUACACAGCUGUCACUAUCGUGACCUGAAGGGAUUGCUUGGGAAAGGUCGGGCAGGGGGUGGAAAGAUUCUUGUGGUCGGAGGGCAAAUGUCCGGAGUAGAAAUUGCAGGCACCAUUGGCACACAUCUGUCCUCUGCAAUCAACUCCCCGGGCGAGUUUGAGAUCUCUGAUAUCGACAAAUAUUCUAUUCACAAUGUUGUGCCACGCCCAACAUGGGUCUUUCCAUUGUUUACGAGUCCGGAGCCUACUGUCGCAGGGGCUCCAUUCUUGCCAUUAGAUUUUGGAUUCUUCAAUCGCAAUAAUAGAGGCGAGAUCCUGACCAACACCCAGGGUCAUAUUGAUGAGGAGAAUGCCGAAUUCAUGCAUGGGCUCUAUCAGUAUAUGCUUGGUGGUGACCAAUCCGAGUUUUCUCCAGAAAUACAGAUCACGGAAGACUCGAUGACAAUUCAACCACACAUGUCUGUCAGUGACUGGUAUUGCGAAUUUGUGAGAUCUGGCCUCAUCACCGUGUCACACGGUAAAGUCAAAGCCAUGGAAGGAGACACAGCGUACAUCUCUACAGGGCAGGGAGAGAUCAGCGAAAUUGCUGCAGUUGUCCUUGCCACCGGCUUUGAUCCAACACCCUGUCUGAGCUUCCUGCCAGAAGCCAUUCGUGAAAGGCUUUCUCACUCCCCUAAGCACGUCAACCAGCCUCUGGCAUUAGCUUUCCACGGAACCCAUCAUCCUGAUAUUCCCAAUCUCGGAUUUGUCGGCUUUUACCGAAACCCUUACUGGGGUGUCAUGGAGAUGCAUGCUCGUUACCUCACUAAGUUGUGGUCAGAUCCAACUUCGGAGUCACUUCAACGCAAGCGUAUUAAUGACGACUCCAUCCAAAGAACCCUCUCCUUGCGUGACGACCCUCGAGUAUCACAGUAUCCAAUGGGCGAUUAUCCCUACCUGAUGCAGGAGUUUGCCGACGCUUUGGACUUGAAGAUGGUCUCCUCGGAUGAACCAUCCGGGAUGCCAUGCCUCUCUCACAACGACCGCCCAUUGGACAUGUUUCACCCAGCCAGGUAUCAAGACCAUUCUUCGGGAGAGAUCGGAGCCCACGACGCAAGAUUGGCUCGAGACAAGGUCCAAGACAUCAUAAAAUGCUCACUUACUACUCCGAAGUAUGUCGCGCGAGGUGUCUUUCGCAGCCUGUUAGGUACGUGGGACGUGAAAACACUUGUACAGACUAUGCCGCCAUGUCAGGAAGACAAGUCCUGCAUCGGGUCUGUGCAAUUUCUGCUCCGGAAGCAAACGACAGACGGAUAUCAGCACUUGACCAAUGGCCAUCGGGUGGAAUGCGAUGAUGACGGUCUGGAGUACCUGUGCGUCGAAGAACAUGGCUUAGACCAAGAUCGCGAUUCUGUUUGUGUGUCUAACGCUCGUCAUGUUUGGCGUUAUGAUGACCUUUCAGAUUCGCUAAGCGUGUGGUCUGUUGGACUUGAUGACCCGGUGAGAGCUCUCUCGCUGUCUCACAGAAUUGAGUUUGAGCAGCCCGAGGAAGAAAUAGAAAGAGAGGACGGCUGGUUGGCCCGCGCAGAACAUUUAAAGACACCUAACGUGAGCGUUGCUUACAAAUUUGCCUUCCAAGCGGUCAACCUCAUGGAAUGGAGCAUCACGACACUCUUUAAGGUCGAUGAGAAGGUGAUCACGGUGCAAAAAAUCAUGACACGCUAG